Vigna radiata var. radiata (mung bean) is the source of this 834-nucleotide messenger RNA. RefSeq names its product U-box domain-containing protein 29-like. Lineage: Eukaryota; Viridiplantae; Streptophyta; Magnoliopsida; Fabales; Fabaceae. The transcript has a single exon. Gene Ontology annotation, molecular function: ubiquitin protein ligase activity. The record is from RefSeq and is a predicted model, not a curated record. The coding region runs from base 1 to 834 and encodes 277 amino acids.
AUGAACCAGAGAUGGUCUUCUCUCGGCAAGCCCAUGAACCUCCAUAGACAAAAAUCGAUUGUUCCUCUUUCUCAUCGAUAUAGAUUCCAUAUCAUAAAUCCUCAUGUCUUCCUGAAAAUAGAAGUCAGAGACUUGGAGAUUUUGGCUUCGCUGCAGGACGUUGUUGUUCCUAAUCGAACCUUACAGAGGCUCAUCCAGAUCUGGUCAGACUCCCUCCACCAUCCACUCCACUCCACUCACUCCCCCACAUCCACCCAUUCCCAAUCCCUCCCCUUCAAGGACCAAAUCCUUCUCGCUAUCUCCGACUUGCAGACUCGCGCCAACAACCGCUUCGACUCGCUUGCCAAAAUCGCUCGCUUCGCUCAAGAUUCCAAAAAGAACCGCGAUUUUCUCCUCAAAACGGAAUGCUUCGUGCCUCUGCUCGUUGGCUUCCUCCACAAUGUCAAUGGUGUCGUCGAGUUCCUCGAACAGGUCGUUAUGGCGUUGGAUUUGGUUAUCGGAAAAAUGGAAGACUGUGAGGAGUUGAAAAACUUGAUACUGAAGGCGCAGGGCGAGGCAGAAAAACAGAGCCUGGAUUCUCUGCUCGUCGCUCUCCGACAAGGGAACCAUGCUGCACAAACAGAUCUAAUCGAGAACUGUUUGUUGUGCCUGGUGGCUAUUUCGUUUCCGAGAAGGAGCAAGAUGAAGCUGGUGUGUCUGGGAGUGGUUAAGGUGUUGUCGAAGCUUCUCUGCGCUUCGAACAUAACAUGUAUGCAGAUUUGCUCAAGAUACAACACAAAAAUGGAGCAGAGUGUUGUUGUUGGUGAUGGUCAUGGUAACUUUGGAGGAUUUUAA